AUGAGUGUCCAGAUGAGUUGGAGAGCUCAUGCAUUGCCAUGCAUCCGCCGAGGCUCUGUCUCUCGACAACCAGCGAGGUGGCCGGGAACCCCUGCAUUGCCGGGAACACCGGGCUCGCUGAGGCAGUAUUACCGACCAGCAAGACUGGGAAUAACCUCAAGCUUGAGACAAACUUGUCCAACAUCAGCAGCAAAGCCAAAUUCCUUUACUAGAAAUGGCCGCUCGCAGCUCCUGAUCAAAUCGCCACAUUUGACCCCGCCUGCGCGGAAUUUCUCCAGUGGAUCCGCCACCCGUUCAGACUUCAAGAUGAACUUGAGAUAUCUGACCCCAGAUGUACACCGGGCUUUUAUUGCCCUAGGAAGCAAUGUUGGGGAUCGAGUAGAGAUGAUCGAACAGGCUUGUCUCGAAAUGGACAAAGCUGGUAUCAAAGUGAAGCGGACAAGCUCGCUGUUCGAGACUGCGCCAAUGUAUGUCCUUGACCAGGACACAUUUGUCAACGGCGUGUGCGAGGUUGAAACAACUCUUGAGCCUCUGGAGCUUCUCGAUGCCAUCCAAGCUAUUGAAAUUGAAAUGGGCCGAAAAAAAUUAAUCGACAAAGGCCCACGGUGUAUCGAUUUGGACAUCUUGCUCUAUGAUCAAAGAGUCGUAUCUCACGAGCGUCUCAACAUCCCACACAACCUGAUGUUAGAGCGAGACUUCGUGUUGCGCCCUCUGAGCCAAUUGAUCCCUAAUGAGUACCCACCACUCACAGGGAAAGAAACAAAAACAUAUAGCGGCCACCUAUCAGCCCUAACCCCACCAGACCCAACACCUGUAUCAACAACUCCAAUCUCACCAAACUUCCAACCCCUCCACGCAACAGACCCAAAACGCAGCACACACAUAAUGGCAAUCUUAAACCUAACCCCAGACUCCUUCUCAGACGGCGGAAAACACUCCCCUACAGACCUAUUCUACAUAACAGAAAUAGUGCGCAGCAUGAUCGCAGCAGGCGCCACAAUAAUCGACAUAGGCGGCGAAAGCACACGUCCCGGCUCAACACCCGUAGGCGCAGAUGAAGAAAUCGCCCGCGUCGUCCCAGCAAUCACCCACAUCCGCACCAACAUCCCCGAAGCCGCAAACAUCGCAAUCAGCAUCGACACUUACCGCGCGCGCGUGGCGGAAGCAGCCUGCGCCGCCGGCGCAGAUAUCGUCAACGACGUCUCGGCUGGCCUCCUAGAUCCAGAAAUGCUCUCUACAGUCGCGCGUAUUGGCAAAUCUAUCAUCCUAAUGCAUAUGCGCGGCACGCCGCAGACAAUGACUCAGAGCCAGCUACAUGACUACCCGAACGGGGUUAUCGACGACGUAGCUACCGAAUUGCGUGGUCGAAUCACCGCUGCUGAGGAAGCUGGUAUCCGGCGGUGGAGGAUGAUUCUUGAUCCUGGACUUGGCUUUGCGAAGGUCCAGCAUCAGGAUCUGGAGAUCCUGCGCGAGUUGGCGAAAUUGCGUGGGAUGGCUGGGCUGGAGUGUUUCCCGUGGUUGAUGGGUCCUAGUCGGAAGCGAUUUAUUGGAACGCUUACUGGUGUUAAGACGCCUCGGGAUCGGGUUUGGGGAACUGCCGCGACGGUUUCGGCUAGUGUUGCUGGGGGUGCGGAUAUUGUUCGUGUUCAUGAUGUUCAGGAGAUGUGGCAGGUUGCUAAGGUUGCUGAUGCGAUUUAUCGUGUUGAGUAA
Molecule: messenger RNA, 1710 nt
Organism: Penicillium antarcticum
Lineage: Eukaryota; Fungi; Ascomycota; Eurotiomycetes; Eurotiales; Aspergillaceae
Product: folic acid synthesis protein
Exons: 5
Coding region: 1-1710 (569 amino acids)
Biological process (GO): tetrahydrofolate biosynthetic process
Cellular component (GO): mitochondrial envelope
Molecular function (GO): dihydropteroate synthase activity; 2-amino-4-hydroxy-6-hydroxymethyldihydropteridine diphosphokinase activity
Source: RefSeq, a predicted model, not a curated record